AUGGAAGACCACCAGGUCGCUUCACCAAUGACACCACGCACAAAUGCGCGUCGACGACUUCGUAUACGGCCAUCAGCGAAGCCUGUUCACAUUGACGACGUUGAUAUCAUUCCAGAUCCCAGUUCUGAGCUAUGGAUCUCUCCAACAGCAAUGUCAAACAACGACACACCAAUCCACAUGAAGCCCCCGUCGCCUGUCAUUAUAGGAACACCAUCCACUGCCAAUCGUUUACGGACACAUUUCAACACGCCUGAUCGCCCUAGUCCUCGCGUGAACUUUGCUGACAGGCUCAAACAAGUGGUGGAUACGGACGACGAGUAUUUGAAGACGCAUUCAUUUCUACCUAUCACGAACAAUCAUCCGACGCGGGAAGCAACGAUUGACCAUGACAACGACUCCACACCAGAACCAUCAUAUGAAGACAAUGAAGAUCAUCAUCAGCAGCAUAAGAACAAUGAGGAUCAACAAGAGAAGAAGGAAGAUCAGCGUGAUAAAAGCUAUAAAGUGAUUCAUCGAAAGGACCUCCGGCUUUUGGAUGUUGAAGUUAUUGUUCCAAUUGAUUCUUGUAGCGAUGAAUCAUCAGAAAAGGAGCCAAAUGAUGACAAUGAUGGGAUCCCUUUACUGCCACCUGAUCACGAGUUGUCGGAAUUAAUACAAGAUAAUAUCGAGGAGGGUUCCACCCCACUAUCAGAAAUACAAGUGACAAACAACAAGCGUGGACCAUUGGCUGAAUUACCAUCAUCAAACAACUAUGGCUUGAAAAAGUCAUCAUCGUAUCAUCACAUUGGGUUAUCAUCAGGAUCCUCAGAUGAUCCUCUCUUUACGUCAAUUAAAGCGUCUGACAAGUGGGUGGUGAAAAAGAAUACCAAGUCCUCGAUUCCUGCUACUACAAACUCACUAUCAACAAGAUCACGUGCACAAACUCACAUGACUCCGCACAACCAAAGAAACGCAUCUUCCCGUCAACGAUGGCCGAAGCAAAAGGCAGCGAUACCAGUAUCAGAAAGAGUGAUGAAGAUUUUGAAAAAGCGCAAAGGACCUAUGCGGCCAUCAAAACGACCAUGGAAGAAACGAAGAAGAUCCUCUUUUCGGGUACAGCAAUGUUGA
This is a messenger RNA of Lichtheimia ornata, 1107 nucleotides long. RefSeq lists its product as uncharacterized. The record is from RefSeq and is a predicted model, not a curated record. The transcript has 8 exons. Lineage: Eukaryota; Fungi; Mucoromycota; Mucoromycetes; Mucorales; Lichtheimiaceae. Bases 1 to 1107 code for a protein of 368 amino acids.